Zerene cesonia (dogface butterfly) is the source of this 2980-nucleotide messenger RNA. Its product is annotated as T-complex protein 11-like protein 1. The coding region runs from base 313 to 1785 and encodes 490 amino acids. NCBI's taxonomy places the organism in Eukaryota, Metazoa, Arthropoda, Insecta, Lepidoptera, Pieridae. The transcript has 9 exons. Gene Ontology annotation, biological process: signal transduction. The record is from RefSeq and is a predicted model, not a curated record.
UUUGACAGAUGCAUAAAAUUGACAAGUAAACGAAAACAACGAGAAAAAGUAGAAAAAUCGUAAAUAAAUACAUAUAAAGUCUUUUAAUACUUUUUAUUGUAUUUAAAACGAAAUUGUAGUGAUUUAAAAUAUUUUUUACCGCAAUACAAAUUGUGUAUUAGGUUAUGUAUUCUUAUGACUCAAGGUGAUUAAGUUGCAAGAUGAUAUGAGAUUUCGAAGUCGUGAGUUCAUGUAACGUGCCUUAUAUGGGUUGAAAGGGUUUAUAAUUUGUUCCUGGUUCAACUUACGGUCAGUUAAGACAAAGAUUUCAAGAUGAGUGAUCGAGAAAACGCUAGUGGGUCGGGCUCCAAAGACGGAGAGAAAAAUGACCAAAAUAUGCGAAUUCCUUCACGGCCUAUACCCUCUGGUCCAAGCUAUUUUGCGAGUGAACCACUGCAAUUCCGUGUUCGCGGCUCAACAAUUACAGGUGCUUCCCCUCCUAAGUUUGUCACUUUGGAGGACAUUAUGAAAGCUGCUCAUGGCAUGCAGAAUAUGGCACUGGCUCAUGAGAUAGCUGUAGACCAAGACUUUAAGUUGGAACCUUUUGAACCGCCAGAUAAUAGCUACCAAAAGUUGGUGAAGGAAACAAUGCAUAGAGCAUAUUUUGACAUUCUCCGGGAACAGCUAAACUCAGAUCCACCGGAAUAUAAACAAGCUCUUGUCCUACUUGAAGAUGUAAAACAGGGUCUAUUCGCAAUACUCUUGCCAAGACACACGCGCAUCAAGGAGAUGAUAGAAGAAGUGCUGGACGGUGAUUUCAUAAAGCAGCAAGCGGAGAACAACAGCCUCGACUUUCAGAAGUACGCCAGUUUCGUGAUAGAUUUGAUGGCGAAAUUAGCAGCACCGGCUAGGGAUGAAAUGAUUCAGAAUAUAACACAGUUGACUGACACGGUCGAUAUUUUUCGUGCAAUAUUAGAAACGUUAGAAGUCCUAAAGCUAGACUUAGCCAAUACACUUAUAGCAAUGAUUCGUCCUCAUGUACAAAAGGAGAGUGUGCAAUAUGAAAGGAAUAAGUUUGAUGAAAUGCUUAAAGUCUCAGAAGAUGGUCUACAACAUACGAAACAAUGGCUCCAACGUCACAUUGAUAAAACUGGGCUCAGCAUACCUGUCAGCGACCAGAACAUCAUCAGAAAUGUUACAGCACAGACCUUGGCUAAGGCGUAUUUGGAACUCCUUGAGUGGGAUGAGUCAAAGAGUUAUCCUGAGACUGUAACGCUAGACAAGCCACGUUUCACAGAGCUAGGUACGCAGGUGUACCGCCUCAUUUGCGUGGCCUCGCUCCUAUUGGUCAGUCCGUCCUGUGGCAACGAUCCCAACGCGCACCAUAAACAACAUCUCAAAGACAAGAUAGAUAUAAUCAUAGACAACGCUUCUAAUGAUAUUGAGCUAAAAGCAGUAUUACCAUCAGUAGCAGAAGAGGUGAUACUGAUGACGGAACAGUUGCUGGAAACGAUGGGCCAGGAGCCCCUCACCUCGGAGACUAAAGAGUUGAUACGCACCCAGAUAAUUUCCUUGGGCGACCCGGAGCAUAGGGUUAGACAGAUUGUCCGUCAAAGGGUCCAAGAGUUCCUUAAGAUCAUCCUAGUGUGCGCCGGUGGGUCUAGACAGAUUCCAGUCGGUCUAUCUGCGUUUACUAAAGAACUAACCGCAGUUUCGGGCACUCUGCUGCGGUAUGUGAUGCAUAAUAAAGCCGUGUUCACUAAUCACUAUUUGGAGAUAAUUGCUGAAGAACUUUGUAAGAAUUAAGCAAAAUAUGCCUCGACUUGGGACCUCCGAUUUUCAUUAACCAGCAAUAUAUUUUGACACUUAUUUAAAUAAUUGUAAACUGUUUAUUAGUAACAUCUUAACAUGUGUUUUGAGUUCAGAAUUUGAUAAACUUGUAAUUUCUACGGUCAUGUAAUAUUAUGGCGUACUAGUGAAUCAUAUAGAAAUAUUAACAAUAGAAGUUUAUUGUUAUGAAAUAACCGAACAGAUCAUUGUUUCAGAAGUGAAAUUAAACCAUAAAAAUAUUAUGAAAACCCAAAGUUUUAGAAAAACAAAAGUAAAAAAAAAUAACGCCAAAUUUUAACAAAAAAAAAAAAACAAUUUUAUAGCCAUGAAAUUUUUUAUCCAUUCUUAUACACCUAAUAGUAAUAUAAGAUAAUUUCAACAAUUAAAUACACAAUUGGAACUAUAGCCGCCUAGAAAAUAUCUACUUAUAUUAGACCACGUGAAUCCAUCAAUAAAUUCUUGAAAAUUAUUUUUCAUUAUUAAAUAUACAGCAAUAAUAGGUAAUAAAUUAAUUUUCUUUUUAUAAUAGACUUGACUUGAAAAUUGACAAUAGACAAACAUGCUACGAACACAAAUGAAUGAAUUCCUCGUAUAUAUUUAAAAAUAUGUAUGAUAGUAUAUUUAGCAUGAUCUCAAUUGAAAUUGUUUGAGAAUUAUUUGUCAUUAAUAAAACAAAAGCCGAUAUUUAUGCAUUCCCUACGAUUUGUUAUUGACGUGAAACAAUGGUAAUAUUUAUUUGAGAAUAUUAAUUUCAUCAACUUUGAUGAUUUUUAUAAUGAAGUAUUUAAUAUUCUGUCUUCAUCAAAUGUGAAUGAAAUUGUUUUCUAAUCGUUAUCCGCAUUUAUUAUAGGACUGCUUUAAUCGUCUUGUCUUAAUGAAAUAAACCAUAAUUAUAUGGGUUGAGACUAUUUUUACAUUAAAUAAAUUAUUUAUUAAAUAAAACUAAAUUGAAUGGUAUACUUGUUUACUUUAUAGAAGACGUAAUAAUUAUAAAGACUGGAAGCACAAUCUUUAUACUAUGUUUAAUGAUCAAAAUUAUGUAACGUAUUUUUAUCCACUUUUUUAACUCAACCUUAUGCGAUAGUUAGUAACAGAGAAUAACUGUAUUAUUUUAGCAAAAAUAUUAUAACGCUGAUAAAUGAAAUGCUCUAAUAAAAUAUCGCUACUUUCA